Vespa velutina is the source of this 3364-nucleotide messenger RNA. RefSeq lists its product as uncharacterized. The transcript is spliced from 2 exons. Bases 697 to 2820 code for a protein of 707 amino acids. The record is from RefSeq and is a predicted model, not a curated record. NCBI's taxonomy places the organism in Eukaryota, Metazoa, Arthropoda, Insecta, Hymenoptera, Vespidae.
UAUCAAUAAACUCGUAGAAGCUUUACAUUGUUUGCCGAUCGGCGAAGAAGCUCGAGCAGUAAAUCAACGUUUUACAUCGUCGAAGGUAAGAAAUAUUUCAUUUUUAGUUUCUUUUUUUUCAAUUUUGAUUAUAAAAUCAAGGGGUAUAAAACAAAUAGAAAAACGUAUUUGUAAUUCCAAAUUCGUUUGAAAUGAAGUUUUAUUCAAAAUGAAUUUUUAUUCACAAAUGACGAAUGACAAAACUGAAGUUUGUUUUAAAAACAAGUGUAAUGGCAAUCGAUAGUGAGGAAUCGAAAUAGUUAUGAUAAUAUUGAAGGAAACAGAAAAAGAUCGGUAUUACAUCCACGGUUCCUAGUAAGCAUCAAUUUUAAAGGUAUAUAAAAUAAAAAUGAGUGAAUAUUCUAGAAACUAAAGUGACAAGAAUCAGCUAAAAGUGACAAGAAAAUGGAAAUUUGUAUAAAGAAGCGAAGAAAAUGGAAAAUAAUUCUUUGCAUUUUAUAAACAUCAAUGGCUAUUCCAUAUACCGACUUUUUAGGACGACGAUGACGAAAAAAUAAAAUAAAACAAACAAACGAUAUAUCGUGAACGUAGAAACGAUUGUUCGAACCAAACGAUAAAAACAGCAAAAAUGAUUCUUGACAUCGUCUCUACGUCUGUCCCCAGGCGGGCGACACGUGCACCAGCAAGUUAAGAUCGAUGAUGACACGAAUCCUAGAUGAAAUGGCCCACAACAACACGAUGCGACGAGUCCGUCAGAAAAAUGAUAUCCUAAAUGAGAUGACAGAGUGGUUACUUCGACCGAUAGAUCCGUACGCGAACACGACAACGUUCUCCACUUCUUCGAAGAGAAAAGAAAAAAAACUUAUGAAAAAGUCGAUAUCCAAGCGAUGUCAUAAGAAAAAAGUUCAGACGUUAGCCAUCGUGGCGCCAAUUGUAAAGAUCACACCUUUCAAAAAAGCUGAAGAUAGAUUUUUCACUUUACAUUUGAUGAACGAAAAAAAGUUGAACAUUCAUAUGGAUAAAUGUAUGAAGAGAAAUAACGAUAAAAAACAACGAAAGGACGAAGAACCUGUAUAUAAAACAAAUGUAAAGAACAAAUUGAAGGAUUGGACUGUGCCAGCAACGUUCACCAAUAGAAAGUCUAGGCUAUUAUAUGAAUUUAGUAAAGCAAAUGAUAAGGCUAGAUCUUCUUGGUUUCUCUCGAAAGAUGGCGGAAAUAUACAAAAUGAUGACUCUAUAAAAUUGAAACAUUUUAUUGCAGUCAAUGCAAAAACUAAGCCAAGAUUUUAUGACAUUAUCAAGAAUGAUAAAAAAUGUAAUACGAAUUUUAAGAGAAUUAAUAUAGAAGAUGAGAAAAUGAUUAAUUUGAAAAGUAAGUCUAUAUCAGAGAUAGUACCUUUAAAUCAGGUAAUUCUAUCAAUGGAGAAUCUGAAGGAUCUUUCUGGAACAUUUAUCGGUGAUUUCUAUACGAGGAAAGAAAAGUGUGAGUUUCAAAAAGAAUCUCUAGAACGUUCUUCGAUGGAAGAUCAGAUGAUUAUCAAGAACGUAGACCAUUUUUCUAAUGAAAAUGAAAAAUCAUCAUCGGUUUUUCUAAGCAAUGAGACAGAAAAUAAUUUCUGCAAGAAAUUACAACCCGUGGAAAGAGUGUCCUCUGCCGUAAGAUCUCUUUUGGAGAAUGUGAGGAAAAUGAAGAUAAUAAAAAAACAAUCAAAUUCAAGUUCAAGCGUUAAUUCGUAUCAUUUGGACGAUUUCUUCAAGCUGCGCUCGUCAUCAGCUGAUUUGACUACGAAUUUAUCCUUGGAUGUAAACGAAGAAGUAUUAAAUGAUUGCUUAGAAAGGAACUUAUAUUCGUUCUUCAAUAAAACUCCAAAGGAUCCAUGUACAUGUCUCAAGGAAAACCAAGGAUGUCGUGAUAAACAUGAUCCAUGUAAGAAAGAUCCCUGUGCCAAGCCAGAUCCAUGUAAGAAAGAUCCCUGUGCCAAACCAGAUCCCUGUGCCAAACCAGAUCCCUGUGCCAAACCAGAUCCAUGUAAGAAACCAGAUCCAUGUAAGAAACCAGAUCCAUGUAAGAAGCCAGAUCCAUGUAAGAAGCCAGAUCCCUGUGCCAAGCCAGAUCCAUGUAAGAAAGAUCCCUGUGCCAAGCCAGAUCCAUGUAAGAAACCAGAUCCAUGUAAGAAACCAGAUCCAUGUAAGAAACCAGAUCCAUGUAAGAAACCAGAUCCAUGUAAGAAGCCAGAUCCAUGUAAAAAGCCAGAUCCAUGUAAGAAACCAGAUCCAUGUAAGAAACCAGAUCCAUGUAAGAAACCAGAUCCAUGUAAGAAGCCAGAUCCAUGUAAGAAACCAGAUCCAUGUAAGAAGCCAGAUCCAUGUAAGAAGCCAGAUCCAUGUAAGAAGCCAGAUCCUUGUCCCAAGCCUGAUCCAUGUAAAAAGAAAAAGACUUGUGCCACAUCAGAUCCUCGUCCCAAACGUAAUUCUUGCAUAUCAAAAAAAAUAGAAUGUCCAGAAAUGAAAAAGACUGAUGAUACUUGUGUACAGAAACAAUGUCCUCCAGUUAUUAGAGCACCUGGAUGUCCAGAUGAUACUAAAGGCGGCGAAAAAAAAUGCAAAACGCCUUCAAUUUAUUAUUUUAAGGAUGAGUUUUUAUACGAGAAGAUGUUUAAGAAGAAAUAUUUGAAGUUUCUUUUCCCCGAUAAAAAUGUGUUAACAGAAGAAGUAGAUAUUACAAAAAAAUCGAAUAUUAAACGAAUAGAAACGAAUAUGGAAUUACCAAAAUUGUAUAAUUUUGACACUUUCGGUAUAAAUUAUAACAUAGAAGAUUAAUUCCUGAUAUUCAAUAAUAUUAAUUAAACCAAAUCUUAUGAACUUCAUCUAUGUCAAAAUAUGUAUCUUGUGAAAAAUUUAUUUAAAUAUAGAAAUACAUACGUAAGUACAAACUAUUUUUUUAUUUAUAUGAUUUCAGCUACAAUCAAACACAAGAAGUAUGAAUAUUAAAUAUGAGGAGCCGAAGUAUGUUGAAAUCUUACAUCUCGAAGGCCUCUCUCUCUUUCUACCAUAAGGUCAAAUGGAUUUAAUAUUUUAAUAAAUCAAUCGAUAAUCAAAACGUCGCUGUGACUCCACCUCCCUUCUGCCUCUUUCUUGAUAUGAUGUUGGGCGGGUUAAAAUACACAAAAAGCGUAGAAAUAAGAUCACAAUCGCAAUGCAUAAAUAUAAUUAAAAAAAAAAAAAAAAAAAAAAAAAAAAAAAGAAAAAAAAAUAGAGAAAAGAAAGAGAUAAUUGAUCGGUAAGAACAGCUUUUGGCCUGUCAUUCAGGAACGAGCGAAUUCUUUAACGAUUGCGAGUCACCAAAUUCGAUGCUCAUCAUCUA